Molecule: messenger RNA, 3957 nt
Organism: Ornithorhynchus anatinus (platypus)
Lineage: Eukaryota; Metazoa; Chordata; Mammalia; Monotremata; Ornithorhynchidae
Gene: KLHL30
Product: kelch like family member 30
Exons: 8
Coding region: 395-2167 (590 amino acids)
Molecular function (GO): protein binding
Source: RefSeq, a predicted model, not a curated record
UUUAAGAGCAGGCAGCCUGACGAGAAUAACUGUCAGAUCCCUUCCCUCCACCCCACACUCCAACCGGGGGCGAUGACUGUCUAAAAAUACCUUGUCCCACCCUCCCCCGGCUGCCGGUCUCCAGCCAGGGACCGUCUAAAGAGGACUCCUUGGAGCGCUGAGUGCUUCCUUCCAGGGCUGGAAAUCCGCAGGGAUCUUCCACGCUGACUUUUGCUCCUUUGUGCUCCCGAACCUGAUUGCGGGAGCUGAUUGGAUGUGACGGGCUACGAAGAGGAAGCUUCAGAGGGAAAGAAAAACCCAUCUGAGUUUCCUCCCUAGAAGGAAUACUCCCGUGUGCUUCUCCAUGUGAGAUCGCCAGGCCCGGUGCCGAAAAUCCGACCCCGGAAGAAUCACCAUGGUGAGGAACGUGGACGACCUGGAUUUCUGCCUGGCGACCCACCCCCAGGACAUCCUGGAAGGACUGCAGGGUCUGCGGACCAACCCCAAGCUGUCCGACGUCACGCUGCUCGUCGGGGGCCGGGAGUUCCCGUGCCACCGCAGCAUCCUGGCCCUCUGCAGUCACUACUUCCACGCAAUGUUUGCCGGGGACUUCGUCGAGAGCAUCUCGGCCCGGGUGGAGAUCAAGGACGUGGACGCCGCGGUCGUGGGCGAGCUCCUGGACUUCGCCUACACGGGCAAGCUCACCAUCAACCAGGGGAACGUGGAGGGGCUGAUCCGCACCGCCAACCGACUCCAGUUCCCCACCGUCCUCAAAGUGUGCUGCCGCUAUCUGCAGCAGCAGGUGGAUGCCACCAACUGCCUGGGCAUCUGUGAGUUUGGGGAGCUGCAUGGCUGCCCGGAGGUGUCCUCGAAGGCUCGGGCCUUCCUGCAGGAAAACUUCGAGGACGUGUCCCAGGAGGAGGAGUUCCUUCUGCUGCCCAAGGAGAGGCUGGCCCUCUGCCUCUCCGACGACCUGCUCCAGGUGCGCGAGGAGCAGAGCCUGGUGGAGGCCGUGCUCAGGUGGGUGAGGUACCAAGAGGGGGCCCGAGCCCGCCACCUGCCCGACCUCCUCGGCCUGGUCCACCUGGUCUCGCUCCCCGAUCAGUUCCUCCAGCAUCUGCUCUCAUCGGAGCCGCUGAUCCGGGAAUCGGAGGCGUGCCAGUCGGUCAUCUCCCGAUACCGCAGCACGAAGGAGAACACAUUCUCUGUUGAGCAGACCCUACUGGCCCUUCCCCAGAAACUGGAGGAAGUGCUGGUGGUGGUAGGUGGGAGAGCCCUGGAGGAGGCCGAAGAUGAGGAAAGCAGUGAGGAGCCUCCUGCUGUCUCCAGGAACUUCGCUUUCUAUAACGCCAAGUCCAAAUGCUGGACGGCCCUUCCUGACUUUCCCGAUUACCAUAAGUGGGGCUUUUCUCUGGUGGCUUUGAACAAUGAUAUCUAUGUCACAGGAGGAUCUCGAGGCACACAGGUGGACACCUGGUCCACCACCCAGUCCUGGUGCUUUCACCUGAAAGAGGGCACCUGGAAACCUAUCGCACCCAUGCUGAAACCCCGCACCAAUCACGCCAGCGCGGUCCUCAACGGAGAGAUCUACGCCCUGGGUGGCACCACCAUGGACAUCGUGGAGGUGGAGAGUUAUGACCCCUAUAACGAUUGCUGGUCUCUCAUCACUCCUGCCUUGAAGUACGUUAGCAACUUCUCGGCCGUCGGAUGUCAAGGGAAGCUCUACCUCAUCGGCUCUUGUGCGUGCAAAUAUAACGCCCUGACCCUGCAGUGCUAUAACCCAGUCAUAGAUGUGUGGAGUGUCAUUGCAUCUCCCUUCAUCCCAAAGUACCUGUCCUCUCCUCGCUGUGCCUCCCUGCAUGGUGCGAUCUAUCUCAUCGGGGACAACACCAAAAAAGUCUACGUCUACGACCCGGAUGCCAAUCUGUGGCAGAAGGUGCAGUUGCUCCACAGUCUGCACGAGAACGGAGGAAUGGUGUCGCUGGGAGGCAAGCUGUACGUGACGGGAGGCCGCUGGCAGGGCAUGGACGGCGACUACCGGGUGGAGAUGGAGGUUUACGAUUGCAACAAGGACGUCUGGACUAGGGAAGGGGCUCUGCCCUGCCUCUGGCUCUACCACGGCUCUUCCUCCAUUUUCAUGGAUGUUUCAAAGUGGACAGAACCCUUUGUAGGGACCCGAGUCCACUGAGCCAGUCCAGCGCCGAGCCCUGGACCACAGGGAGUGUCGGCGUGUCUCCGCACCCUGUUUCCCUCCAUUGCGUUUGAUCUUCUCGUUAUGCCGGGCCCCUCGGCGGGAGAUUCACAGACCGUCAAUCUGGAUCCUAGUCAGGCUGGUCCCAUGUCCCUUUGCCUCCAGUGGGCUGGAAAUGGGACCUGCAAAGGCUCGGUCUAAAAUGAUGUCAUUCUCUGGGGCAGAGUUAAAGGAGGAUUUUCCUAGAGAGCGAGCGUGAACACGAAGGGGCCCCUGGUAAGAAAGCGGGUACAGAUUUUGUCGUGUAAGAGUCCCAGAUCACUGACUUACUGAUGGGCCAAGUCAAGGCAAAGUGUUCACCUCAGCAAGUGGGGAUGGGGGGGGGGGGGCGAUAGGAACGGUUUCAGGACCCAAGGCAGUCUUAACUGGUCUUCUGGGUUUCUUAAACAAUUAAUUUACCUCGCCUGAACAUCCAUCUACUCCCAAAGAAGGGUUCCCCAACUCAAGGGUCAGGUAUAUUUUUGUAUCAGUUCUCACCCCACGGCUGGGGACACUAAGGCACAGAGUAGAGAAGGGGGUUAAGGUCAAAUCUCACCCCUGGGAAGGCAGAGAAGGCAGAAGAGAAGAAAGAGACAGCGAGAGAGAGGAAACACACUUCCGCUAAUUGUGAUAGAAAAAAUGAGGCUGAUUCUGUAGUUUACUGAGAAAAUAAGCAGCUGCGAGCAUGAGAAACUUCUUUUUUAAUAAACGGCAAGAUACUUCUAGCCCAGACUCUUUCAGCCCUGAGGAAGGUCCCUCUCUACAAGAUCACUUAGCUCUUCACCCCCAAUUCCCCCAGCUAAAUGACGGCAUGUCUCUUGACCCUCAGAUUUUUGCAUUUGACCUUUCACCUUUCCCCCAUGGCUAGUUUUAAUAGCUUGCCUCUAUAACUAGAGAUGGGUGUUUCUUAUUUUCCACCUGCAAAUCUGUGAAAACGGGGCAGUUGAUUCAGCUCUUUGCCAUUAUAAAAUGCUGUAAACAUCCCUGCAUUGCGCUUAGUCAACUUGCAACCAAACCGUUUCACAGUAAAGGAAAAACUCUGUGGCUCCUAGCCCUGCAAACAAGUCCUCUUAUUCAUAAUUAUUAUAAUUAGUAGUAAUAGCAUUUAUUAAGGGCUUAUGGUGUGCAGAGCACUGUACUAAGCAAUGGGAAAAAUUACCCAGGUAGGAUCUCCUAUUAAAUGCUCCAAUAAUUUACAGCAGAGUUGCCAUACCUCUGAAUUUAUUUUGUAGUCCCCGGGUGGAGAAGACUGCCUGGUCAGGGAGGUAACUCUCAGAGGAUUCUGGCCCCAAAUUUCCAAAAUUCUCGGGGGACAGCGGGACAGUCACAAGAGGAACAAAUGCUUGUAUCCUCAUAGAAAUUGUCACCCAGAAACUCUCUACUUGAAUUCUUCCCAUGAAUGGAGUUUAUCUGUGACUCAGUGUGCUGUUUGGUGUGCUGGCUUUCAUUUUUCUCUUUAUUUUUUAGUGACAUAUUUCCUGCUAAUGGUCAGAGCUAGAAGAGAAUUGCCCAACUGGCUUGAAUUCUAUUCAGGUACACUAGAAGUACAACUCAGUUUGGCUUCAGCAUGAAUUCUCCCAAGACCCUUGUUUAAAGCACAGGGUGAAAGACAGGCACCUCCUGGCCUGCAGCUUCUUGCACGGUGUUUUCUUCUGUCCACAUUUCCUCAUUUAUUCAACAGCACCUCCUCGUUUUCCAUAUUUUUUUUUUUAAGGAAGAAAAUAAAGCUUUUUCAUUUGGUUCUGGCA